AUGGCUCCUGUGAAGCAGCGCACCGAACCACCAUAUCCACUUCAUCCCUCCGUCAUUGAUAGGAUAAACCCAGAGUAUGCUGCUUUCUAUAACGAGCACCUCCAAGACAAGCAGCAAGUCCACCUCCAACCAGUCGAAGCGUCCCGCGCGGGCGGUGGUAAAAUUGUACUUGGGGCCGGCAAGCCUGAGGCCAAUGUUUCCGUCAAAGACCAUCUUGUCCUGCAGGAUCCGAGGUUGUGUCGCAACCCUGGGCUGAUGACAGGCCAAGAUUUUCCUCGCAUUCCAAUCCGUAUCUUCACUCCCAUGAGUCAGGCGCCCGCAGCUGGCUGGCCACUUUGCUUCUGGUUCCAUGGUGGUGGAUGGGUACUGGGGAAUAUUGAUACGGAAAAUGUUAUUACCUCACGGCUUUCUCACGCGGGAAAGUGCGUUGUAAUAACAGUGGACUAUAGGCUUGCUCCUGAACACCGUUUUCCGACAGCGCUGGAAGACUGUUGGCAAGUAUUCCUAUGGGCAACCAAUGAUUCAAAUCGAGACCCCGUUCUUCGGGGCAUCAACAAGAAAUGCGUUGCUGUUGGCGGCUCUUCCGCAGGUGGGAAUAUUGCUGCCGCAAUUUGUCAACGCCAAGCUGGGUUUAGCACGUGGAUGCCGCGUCUUCAAUUCCUCAGCGUCCCAGUUCUUGAUAACACGGCCACUGCCGAGAACAAUGUCUCCUGGAGAGAAAAUGAGUUUACUCCAGCCCUUCCUGCAGCUAAAAUGAUGUGGUAUCGAGAGCAUUAUUUACCCGAUCCGGCACAGUGGUGCCACCCAGAGGCAAGCCCGCUGCUGUGGAAAGGCAAUUGGGGCAAAUUACCUCCAGCAGUUAUACUCGUUGGGGAGCUAGAUGUGCUGCGAAGCGAAGGCCAGGAUUUUGCGAAGAAAAUGAAUGCCGCUGGCGCUAAGGCCAAUGUGCACGUCUUUAAAGGGCAGCCUCAUCCAUUCAUUGCAAUGGAUGGUGCCCUCUCGGACGGCAGAAGAGCUAUAGAGAUUUUCGCUGAUGCAUUAUCAAACAUACUGUAUCAGCCUGAAUAG
Messenger RNA from Neoarthrinium moseri, 1068 nucleotides. RefSeq lists its product as uncharacterized. The coding region runs from base 1 to 1068 and encodes 355 amino acids. Lineage: Eukaryota; Fungi; Ascomycota; Sordariomycetes; Amphisphaeriales; Apiosporaceae. Gene Ontology annotation, molecular function: hydrolase activity. The record is from RefSeq and is a predicted model, not a curated record. The transcript has 2 exons.